AUGCCAGCAAUCGGUAUAGAUUUAGGAACGACUUAUUCUUGUGUGGGCGUAUGGCAGCACGGGAACGUGGAUAUUAUAGCCAAUGAUCAAGGUAAUCGAACAACACCGUCAUAUGUAGCGUUCACGGAUACAGAACGUCUUGUUGGAGACGCAGCUAAAAACCAAGUCGCUCUUAACCCUAACAAUACUAUAUUUGAUGCCAAACGACUCAUAGGUAGAAAAUAUGAUGACCCAAAAAUCCAGCAAGACCUUAAACACUGGCCUUUCAAAGUGGUAAAUGAGGGUGGAAAACCUAAAAUUCAAAUUACUUAUAAAGGUAAGUCAAAACUCUUUGCGCCGGAGGAAGUCAGCAGCAUGGUACUUAUAAAAAUGAAAGAGACGGCAGAAUCAUAUUUGGGGACCUCUGUAUCUAAAGCAGUUAUUACAGUCCCUGCUUAUUUUAAUGACUCUCAGCGACAAGCUACAAAGGAUGCCGGGACUAUUGCGGGUCUAAAUAUUCUUCGUAUCAUUAACGAACCUACCGCAGCAGCUCUAGCCUAUGGUCUUGAUAAGAACCUAAAAGGAGAAAGAAAUGUUCUUAUAUUUGAUUUAGGCGGUGGUACUUUUGACGUCUCAAUAUUAACUAUCGAUGAUGGUUCUCUUUUUGAAGUGAAGGCUACUGCAGGAGACACCCAUCUCGGAGGCGAAGAUUUUGAUAGUCGCCUUGUAAAUUUUCUUGCUGAUGAAUUUAAAAGAAAACAUAAAAAGGACCUACACUCCAAUUCUAAAGCAUUACGUCGCCUAAGAACUGCAGCAGAGCGAGCAAAACGCACACUCUCUUCAAGCACCGAAGCUAACAUCGAAAUUGACGCUUUAUUUGAGGGUAUCGAUUUCUAUUCCAGAGUUUCUAGAGCAAGAUUUGAAGAGUUAAAUGCUGAUUUAUUUCGCACUACAUUAGAUCCAGUAGAGAAAGCUCUUAAAGAUGCUAAAUUGGACAAAAGUUCUAUAAAUGAUAUCGUAUUAGUGGGAGGGUCCACCCGUAUCCCUAAAAUUCAAUCUCUGUUACAAAACUUUUUUAACGGUAAAAAGCUCAAUUUGUCGAUUAAUCCAGACGAAGCCGUUGCGUACGGGGCGGCAGUCCAAGCGGCAAUACUUAGUGGCGAGCGUCAUUCUAAGAUACAGGAUGUUCUGUUAGUCGAUGUGACACCGUUAUCGUUGGGAAUAGAAACAGCUGGUGGAGUUAUGACAAAAAUCGUUGAGCGGAAUGCUAAAAUUCCUUGCAAACACUCUCAAACGUUCACAACGUAUUCGGAUAACCAGCCUGCGGUCACUAUACAGGUAUACGAAGGGGAAAGAGCCAUGACCAAGGAUAAUAAUUUGCUUGGAAAUUUUGAUUUGACAGGAAUACCACCCGCACCACGCGGCGUCCCUCAAAUCGACGUUACUUUUGAUUUAGACGCGAAUGGAAUACUUAAUGUGUCCGCUAAAGAAAAUAGUAGCGGCAAGAGUAAGAAUAUUGUUAUUAAAAACGAUAAAGGACGUCUGUCUCAAGCGGAAAUCGAGCGCAUGGUAGCGAAUGCUGAAAGGUACAAAGAUGAAGACGAUCGACAACGAGAUAUAGUUGCAUCUCGAAAUAAACUCGAAAGUUAUGUCUUUGGAGUGAAACAGGCAAUUGAAGAGGCUGGUAAUAAACUAAGUGACGGAGAAAACUCAAAAAUAAGAAGAUUGUGCGAAGAAACUGUUCGUUGGCUUGAGAGCAAUUCUUUAGCGGAGAAGGAAGAAUAUGAGCACAAACUGAAAGAGUUGUCAGCAUGUUGUGCGCCGGCGAUGAAGAAACUGCACGGGGCGGGCGCGGGGCCGCGGCAGGGUGGAAGCGAUGGGCCGGUCAUUGAAGAAGUAGAU
Molecule: messenger RNA, 1881 nt
Organism: Brenthis ino (lesser marbled fritillary)
Lineage: Eukaryota; Metazoa; Arthropoda; Insecta; Lepidoptera; Nymphalidae
Source: the annotation of a GenBank genome assembly